Trifolium pratense (red clover) is the source of this 2575-nucleotide messenger RNA. Its product is annotated as probable hexosyltransferase MUCI70. NCBI's taxonomy places the organism in Eukaryota, Viridiplantae, Streptophyta, Magnoliopsida, Fabales, Fabaceae. The record is from RefSeq and is a predicted model, not a curated record. Bases 595 to 2319 code for a protein of 574 amino acids. The transcript is spliced from 9 exons.
UGAACAUUUUCUUCUGAGAUCAACACUGCUUAGUUUUCAAACUCAGCAGCAAAAAUAUUAAAAAAUAAUUUUCUGAUCCCUAAUUUCUUUCUUCUCUGCUAAAAAACCCUACAAACCUCAAUUUUAGAACCCUAGAUUCAUUCAUCCCCUUGUUUGUUUCUAAGAAAGGUGCAAUUUUUCUUGGGACCCAUUUUUUGAUUGAGUGUCGUAUAAUCGAAUUUCACUCGGGUUUUCCAAAAGCACACGUUUAAUUCGAUUUUGAUUUUGUUUCUUCUUCUACUCUGAUAUUACAUCUAUUUUUUCCUUUCGUUUCUAUUUCAAUACUCAUGCAUAGAAUUUUCAAUAUUGAUUUUCCUUAUUGAGUUGAAACUUAGUGUGGCAUUGCUAAAGUUCAAUUUUUGAUAAUAGUUGAAUUUGAUUAGUAUUUGCAAUUGUGAUUGUAAUUGUAAUUGUAAUUGUAAGGGUACCCUUUAAGUUUAGGGGCAAUUGGUGAAGUGGGUUUUGUGCUGGAAAAAGUUGAAAUGAUGAAAAUUUUGAUGAGAGGGUGUAAAGGGCAAUGAGAGGAAGUUAUGAUCGUGAGGUUUUAGUGAUAAAAUGAGUGGUGGGUCAUUGGGUAUUCGUUCGGGUAGUUAUGGAUCUUUGGAGAAACAAUUUCAGAAUGGAUUAUCACCUAUUCAAACAGGACGUAAACCUUCUAAGAUGCUUAAAGAGAAAGAAAGAUUGUUUCAUUGGAUCUGCAAAUUCGCUGGCCGUAAGAAGGUUGGAAUGUUGUUUCUUUGUGUUAUCUCUGCUGCGGUUUUCGUCUGGGUUUUGUACGUUGGAAAAGGUGAAGAUACACAGGCAGGGAACGGUGUGCAAAACAUUAAUGUGAAUGAGAGUAUAUCUAUAAGUGAUUCUCCUCCAUCUUUAAUCUCUGCGGCAAAGAUCGCGGGGUUUGCUACUAAUUUGGUACUACCCCUAUCUCCGACAAGUUAUUUUCUGGGUUAUACUCUUCCUCCAGGGCAUCCGUGUAAUAGUUUUACACUCCCUCCACCACCAGCAGAUAAAAAGCGUACUGGGCCACGGCCAUGUCCAGUAUGUUACCUUCCUGUGGAUGAAGCCAUUGGACUUAUGCCAAAGUUUCCCUCACCGUCUCCAGUGCUUACGAAUUUAACAUUUACCUAUGAGGAAAAUCUAAGCAGAGAUGGAGAAUUUGGCGGUUCGGAUUUUGGUGGAUAUCCCACUUUGAGGCAGAGAAAUGAUUCUUUUGAUAUACGGGAGUCAAUGAAUGUGCACUGUGGAUUUGUUAGAGGAACUAAACCUGGACGCAACACAGGAUUUGACAUGGAUGAAGACGAUCUACUUUAUAUGGAGCAAUGCCGUGGCAUAGUUGUUGCGUCAGCCGUAUUUGGAAAUUUUGAUGAGAUAAAUGAGCCAAAGAAUAUAAGCGAGUAUUCAAAGCAGACUGUAUGCUUCCUUAUGUUUGUAGAUGAAGUAACAGAAAAAUAUUUGAGGAGUUCUGGCAGGCUGGGAGCCAGCAAGAAGAUUGGUUUAUGGAGAAUUAUUGUCGCCCGUAAUCUUCCUUAUACAGAUGCCAGGCGUUCAGGGAAGAUUCCAAAGCUUCUAUUGCAUAGAAUAGCUCCAAAUGCACGCUACUCUAUAUGGCUUGAUGGAAAGCUUGAGCUUGUUGUUGAUCCAUAUCAGAUCCUUGAAAGGUUUCUGUGGAGGAACAAUGCAACUUUUGCGAUAUCCAAACAUUAUAGACGCUUUGAUGUAUUUGUUGAGGCUGAGGCAAAUAAAGCUGCAGCAAAAUAUGAUAACGCCUCUAUUGACUUCCAGAUUGAGUUUUACAAGAACGAAGGACUGACUCCGUACACGGAGGCCAAACUUCCUCUUAUAAGUGAUGUUCCUGAAGGAUGUGUAAUAAUACGCGAACAUGUUCCUAUUAGCAACCUCUUUACUUGUCUUUGGUUCAAUGAAGUUGACCGAUUUACUUCUAGGGACCAGAUUAGUUUCUCAACUGUCCGGGACAAAUUUUUGUCGAGAGUGGAUUUUCAUUUUCAUAUGUUCUUGGAUUGUGAAAGACGCAACUUCGUAGUUCAGAAAUACCAUAGGGAUGUAUUGGAGCGCCUAGCUGCACCGGUGAUUGUUGCUCACGUUCCGCCGCCACCACCUCCCUCGUCUCCUCCUCCUCCAUUGCCUAUACUUGAAACUACACAAGAAAAAAUUGCUAUUCCAAUAGCUAGGAAAGGUCCUGGAAGACGUGGAAGAGAUAGAAGAGCGGGUUCAAAACGCCACCGCAAAGUUGUGGCUGGAAAUAGAGACAUUGAAGCAAAUUAAAAAGUUUUGUUUUGGGUGAUUAUAUCAUAAUUUUUUUUGUUGUUUUUCUUUUGGCAUUCUUCUACCUUACGAGAAUCAUUCAUUACUGAGCUGGAGGGAAAAUGUGGAACUAGAAGAUAUAAAUGUUGUAUUGUUUCCACUUCCACACGGACACUCAUAUUCUUUUUACUUUGUGCAAUUGUCCAUCGUUGUUGAUUUUUUUUUGUUGUAUAUAUAAAGUAAAAUUUUCAAUAAUUAUCUUAAUUGUUGCUACUUG